UUCUGAUUGGUCGCACACAGCAUUGGGGCGGGGCACUGGGCGUGUCUCACAGCGACGCGCUGAGCUGUCACUUGUCGGUGAACCCAGUAUUUACAAAGCUUCGCGACUCGGCUCCGGUCGCAUGGGCGGGCCUCCUUCAGCCAGAUCUUAGUGUCCCUUGCAUUGGCCAGACAUGUCGUCAAUCACGAAAAUUCGAGCUCAUUGGUGCGAAAGUUUCAACAGGUCCCGUCCCCGCGCCACUCACCCACCACCUACCUGAGCGGAGCGGCCAUUCGGAAAGCCGUGGUGAGGGUGGCGGUGACCAGUGAGGGCAGCCGAGUCGUGGGCGGGGGAGAAGGGACCACAGCACGCAAGGCCGCCUCCUGUUUCCACGCCGCCUGCGGGAGGGAGGGACCUAGAGGGCAGCGCGCGGCCUGCGCUCAGGGCGAGGGCUCCCGGCCCCUCUCCGUCCUCCGCAGCGCGGGGCUGCGGGCUGCGGGGCUCCGAGAGCCCUGGCGCGGCUGUCGCCGGGCCCUAAGCUUUCCCGGCGGCAGUCAGGUGGCGAGGCAGCGGCUUGGUGGCUGGGCAGCAAGGGCUUUCGUAGGCCUUCUCCGGGGAUGCGGGGGCACCUCGUGCCCUGUUGGGCCAUUCGUUCUUGUGGUUGUGAAUGUGCCAGAGAGGCACUGGGGUCGCCACCGCCUUCCUCCCGAGGUCUGGGCGCCUCUGGAAGAUGAGUAGGAAGAGACAAGGAGCAGCGGGAGGGGAACCUAGGAGGUGUGCCAGGGGUGUUUGGGAGAGGAGAUGGAGCCUCCCAGGAUAGAGGUACCUUCCUUCUCACAGCAAGCUUCUUAUGUUUUUUCUUAACUGAGAUUUUUUUGUUGUUGUUAGAAACAAAGACAAAUCUCUAUUUUGUCGCCCAACAAAAUUUCAAGUGCUGCGACGCCCUGGACUUUCCUGUACUUCCUAUGUGGACCUUCUAUGAAGGAUUGGAGCGUGCAUUCUUUGGCUGUAGCAGCCUAUACCGCAUUUUUAUACAGGAUUAGUGCUGUGCUCCUUUUCUCUGGUCGUAGCAUAGAAUGGCCUGUACCGGACAUCAUCCAGGACGUUUAGCUACUGUAGGAAGCCUUUGCUUUCAGGUAACCAAAUUCAAUUACCAUGGGGAAUGUUUUUGAAAAACUGUUUGAAAGUCUGUUUGGGAAAAAGGAGGUGCGGAUUCUUAUUUUGGGUUUGGAUGGAGUAGGAAAAACUACCAUGUUGUAUAAAUUGAAGCUGGGAAGGAUUGUGGCUACCGUCCCUACAGUAGGUUCCAGUGUGGAGACGGUGGAAUAUAACAAUAUCAGCCUCACCAUCUGGGAUGUCAACAGCCAUUGUAAACACAGACCUAUGUGGAGACAUUAUUUCAAGGACACCAAAGGUGUGAUUUUUGUGGUCGAUAGUAACGACAGAGAACGGAUCAGUGAGGCCCAAGAAGAACUAACCAGAUUGUUAAUGGAGGAUGAGCUCAUGGAUGCAGUACUGUUGGUGUUUGCAAAUAAACAGGAUGUUCCCAAUGCUAUGAGCACAGCAGAAAUAGCAGACAAGCUUGGCUUACAGUCCGUCCGCCAGAGAAACUGGCACAUCCAGGCUACCAGCGCCACCAGUGGAGACGGGUUUUACGAAGGCCUGGACUGGCUCUCCAGCCAGCUUAAGAACCAGAAGUGACUGGAAGCAAUUCAUUCCUGUGCAUCGUGGCGAAACCAGCUGCCUGUGUGUGUGCAAGGAGCAAGUGUGGAUGUGUGGCUGGGCGUGGGGUGGCUUCCUCACACGGUGCCUUGGAUCUGCUAUAAGAAAACCAGUGUUACAGUUUAAGAAAAACCAGCGUUACGUUUUGUACACUACCUCCUGUUUCAGUAGCCUUGAUGAUCAUCUCUACAGUUGACGGAGGAAUCCUGAGGGCUGUCGGGUGCACAGGAGCCAGAGUGACCUUCAUGGUGGAAAGGAGAAGGGUUGCUGGCAGGAAGACCAAGUCCAGUUGCGAAGCCCUGGCCCUGGCGUCUCUGCAUACCCGGGACCCUGUUAGACUUCAGAGUCUACGAACAGGAAGGAACUAGCAUUCUUUCCCAUCCCUGCCAGAGCUAGAUGCUCACUAUUCAGUGCUUUAGAGCAAAAGGUGCUUGCUUACCACAGGUUUGAAGUUCAGAUUGGAAUUUUUCCCUUCAGCUGCAGCCUAGCCCAGACUUCCUGGUGUAACAUACUUUAUUUCAAGGAGUCAGUGAUCUUUUUCACUAGAGUAUCCAGACUACAGGAACACUAGAGAAUUAUCCAGUCCUCCCCUUGUGCUAGUUCCUUU
Messenger RNA from Myotis davidii, 2308 nucleotides. Its product is annotated as ADP-ribosylation factor 2. Gene Ontology annotation, biological process: intracellular protein transport; vesicle-mediated transport. NCBI's taxonomy places the organism in Eukaryota, Metazoa, Chordata, Mammalia, Chiroptera, Vespertilionidae. The transcript has 5 exons. The record is from RefSeq and is a predicted model, not a curated record. The coding region runs from base 1135 to 1680 and encodes 181 amino acids. Gene Ontology annotation, molecular function: GTP binding; GTPase activity. Gene Ontology annotation, cellular component: plasma membrane; cytoplasm.